Nicotiana tabacum (common tobacco) is the source of this 396-nucleotide messenger RNA. RefSeq lists its product as uncharacterized. Gene Ontology annotation, biological process: DNA integration. The record is from RefSeq and is a predicted model, not a curated record. Gene Ontology annotation, molecular function: nucleic acid binding. NCBI's taxonomy places the organism in Eukaryota, Viridiplantae, Streptophyta, Magnoliopsida, Solanales, Solanaceae.
AUGCUACAUCCGACAGUUGCAUCGUGGCCAUUCGAUGCUUGGGGAUCGGAUGUUGUUAGAACGCUACCAAAAUCUUCUGGCGGACAUUUGUAUAUCUUGGCUGCAACCGAUUACUUCUUAAAAUGGGCAAAAGUUGUUGCUCUCAAGGAAGUAAAGAAGGAGAAUAUUGCAAACUUCAUCAGAGUAAAUAUCACCUAUCGCUUUGGCAUUCCUCGUUACAUAAUAAUAUAUAAUGGCAAGCCAUUUGAUAAUAAAUUGAUGAACAAGAUUCAUUUUCUCUUUGGCUUCACGCAACGUAACUGUUCUAUGUACAAUGAUACCGCCAAUGGUUUAGCUGAGUCAUUCAUUAAGACUCUAUGCAACAUGUUGAAGAAAGUCAUCUCCAAAUCCAAAUGA